Empidonax traillii (willow flycatcher) is the source of this 611-nucleotide messenger RNA. RefSeq names its product forkhead box protein F2-like. Bases 1 to 432 code for a protein of 143 amino acids. Lineage: Eukaryota; Metazoa; Chordata; Aves; Passeriformes; Tyrannidae. The transcript is spliced from 4 exons. The record is from RefSeq and is a predicted model, not a curated record.
AUGGCGGGGCAGGGCAGCACCGAGGCGAGGCCGCCGCAGCCCCCCCCCAGGCCGGACCCCCGAGAGCGAGGGCCGGGCCCGCCCCCCGCGGCCGCCGCCAUACUGCGGGGCGACCCAAACUUGUUACUCGCGGGCACCAACUCCUCCCGCUGCCGCCGCCGCUGCUGCUCCUCCUCCUCCUCCCGCCGCCGCCCUGCCCCUCCGCCGCGGGGAGGAGGGCGCUGCGCCGGCUCAGCCCCAGCCGCGGGGAAGGCGCCGAGGCGGGCGGGGGCCUUGCGAGGGCAGCGCCGCAGCCCCCCGCAGCUGUCAGGAGAGUUUAAUUCGGGUCUCGGCGGAGGUGCCCGGUUUGCAAGUAGUGCCUGCUGGAGGUGGUGUGAUUACUCCAGGGAGAAGGUGGAAAUGCCUCACAUCACUCAGCUGUCCUCCUGCUGAUUAAGGAGUGUUGCUGCCCAAGAUGCCUUUAGGAGGUAGGCAAUUAUUUUCAGACAGAGAGAUGUUAACCAAGAACUGGAGCCUUAUGGGAGGAAGGGGUAGCAGAGCUGGAGAGGGAGGGGGGCCACUCCCAAAGCAUGCAGCGUUUCUUUUGCCGCUUCUCAGUAUUAAUCUCUUUA